Messenger RNA from Trachemys scripta elegans, 810 nucleotides. RefSeq names its product classical arabinogalactan protein 1-like. The record is from RefSeq and is a predicted model, not a curated record. The transcript has 3 exons. The coding region runs from base 157 to 636 and encodes 159 amino acids. NCBI's taxonomy places the organism in Eukaryota, Metazoa, Chordata, Testudines, Emydidae.
AACUCUGAUUUCCCUUUCUCAGUUAGGAACGCUACUGCCACAACAAUUGCCUCCCAACAAACCACGUCCAGCCAGCACCCAUCCACCACGGCUACACCACCGCAGAACUCCACGACUGCCUCCCAACAAACCGCGUCCAGCCAGCACCCAUCCACUAUGGCUUCACCAUCGCAGAACUCCACGACUGCCUCCGGAAACACCUCCCUUUCCACUGCUCCCACUGACAACACCACUGCAUCCACGCUGAACAGAACAACAGCAGCAGCUCCAGCCUCGUCCAGAAACCCAGAAUCUGCUUCCAGCCCUCCCCUGUCCCCGGCCAGCCCCAGUCCCACCAACACCUCAGCUACUCCUGCUGCCAACUCCAGUGAGACGCACUCGACUGAGCAGCCGGGGCCCAACAACGGCACAACAGCCAGUGGCUCAGCGGUGUCCUCCCUGAACAAGCCCGCGCUGUCCCAGAGCCCCGGUCUGGUGGCCGUGAUCUGCAUCUUCGUGGCCUGCCUGCUCAUUGCUGCUGGGGUGGUGGUGGUGAAGCUCUGCCACAGGAGGGAGCCGGCGUUCGAGAAGCUGGACGAGGUGCCAAUGGGGAAGAUGACCGAAGACUCGCCCUUCGCUCGCUACCCUCCAAAAUAACCGGCGCCUCCCCCCGGCGGGAGCUGAGCCCAGCCUUGUGCGGGGGGGGGGAAUCUGCACAUCUGUCUUGGCCAGGCUGCAGCAGCAGGGCGCCUCCAGCUCCUCCCGGCCCGGUUAAAGCCCCCGUACUGCUCAGGGACGCCGCGUGAAUAAAGAGGCUGCUGGUUCUGCUCA